AUGAGGAUCAGCAGAAGCACGGUGGCGCGCAUUUCGCCUCCUCCCGAUAGCCUCGCCGGUUGGUGCCAUGGCCUUGGCGACCAUCGUUGUGGCCGCCCUACGAUGGAACCUGCACGCGGCUCGGGAAGCGAUCCCAACGGCAAUAUGCCACGGGCUGCAGCUGCCUUAGUGGCCGCGGAGUGGCAGGCGACUCGGCCUGCGGCGUCAGCAAGGUCAAAGUACCCGAUCCAGCUCCGGGCCCUGUUGCUGGUCACGGAGCAACUGUCACUGUCGCGCGCCAGCAUUCCACCGCCCACAGCUCCCCGCAGCAUGCUGCGAAGCCAUGCAGGCGCCGACGUCUCCGCCUCGCACCCUCGCUCCACUCCGACCGCUGCGGGCCCUUUCCAGGAUGCGUCGCGCAAGUGGAUGCUUUCGGGGACCACCUCCUCGCCCGCCCCCGGCGCCGUUGCGACGGUCGGCGCAGUCCUGCGGGUAGCGUGGCAAGCGCGACGCGUGCCCGGAACUGAGCGCGGAAGGCCGAUACUGGUGGUUCUCGGAUCCGAGGUGGGUGAACGGUGGAGCCAGGGCGCGCUCCAACUCGUGCGCGACCUGGUCCGAUCCGCGAAAGCAGGUGUGGAACGCGGGCGGGCCAUGUGCCCAGUCUUCCCGCCGCACCAGACGGUGCAGCUUGGCAAAAAAAAAGAGCUUGUCCAGCUCGCUGCGAAGCAUGAGGUCCUGCUUCACCAGCUCCCUUUCCUGCAGGACCUUCAGGUUUCGUGGUUGCUGCUGUCCCGUUGCAGUCCGCCCAGUGCUCAGUACUUGCUCCGGGAUGCUCCGGGUUUUGGCGCCCGCUGCCACCGUCACCUUGCGGCUCACCGCGAUGCAUCGGUCCAACGGCCUCUUCCGAUCUUCUACAGCUCCGCCGCCCGCAGGGCGAGGCGCCCCUUCCUCAUGGGGGCGAAGGUAGACACGCUGCGCGUCAUCGCUGCGCAGGAUGGUGUGCUUUAUGAUAGCCACCCGACACCGCCCCAGGCGAUGCACACCGAUGGAGUGCGGCGUCCGGUCCGUAGAUCGUUCGAGACGGUGGAAGUGGCGGACAAAGGUCCGCAACGGCUCGUCGUGCUCGCGGCGGAGGUGGGCGGCAGGUGGGGCGAGGAGUGCCAGCGCUUCGUUCGCCAGCUCCUGCGCCUCCGCGUUCAGAGGGCCCCUGCAGCCCUGCGUGCCGCGGCGGCCCAGGGGUGGGCAAGGCGAUGGUGGGGCCUGCUUUCGGUCGCCGUGCAGAGGGCAGUUGCCAGCACGGCCCUGGGUGUCUGGACGAUGCCGGCGCUGCCGAGCUCGCCGGACGGGGUCCCCCUCGCUGAUGUCUUUGAGCUCGCCGAUUUCGUGCGGCCCAGCCGCCUGCCGUAUGAGAUGGGAUAUGUGUUCCCUGGUGGCAGCAUUCUCGCGUGGCGGCAGGGGGGUGAUGUCGUGGUCUUCUGGGAAAUCAGAAUCGUGCGAGGAGGUGUCAUGUCCGGAUGCCUUGUGGUUCGCAACGGCGAAGUUGAUGAAACCCUCGACGUGUUGGUUGGCGUUCUGCAAGCAGGACAAGCCAAGGAGGCCAACAUGUUGGCCGCGGAGCUUCGACACCACUUGCUGUCGUUGCAGCGCAAUGACCAGCUUUGGAAGGGCAAAGUCUCGGAUGCCAAGAAGAGCGCGGACAGUUGGCGCCAGGAGCUGCAAGACACCAGGUGCAAGUUGGAUGAGGUCUAUCAAGAUCUCAAAGAUGCAGCAGCGGAGCGGGCCCAUACGGAAGUUGAGCUGAAGAGCGUCUCACAGAAAGUGGUUGACAUCAAGGACGAAGAGGCGCACUUGCAGACGCAGCUGCAAAAUCUACGCGCGGAGCAGCAGCGUCUUGAGACACAGCGCUUGCUAGAAGAGGAGCAGAAUCGCAAGCGCGAGGAGGAGAUGUGCCAACAAGCAGCGGCAGAGGAGCAGCGACGGCAGGAAGCAGCCCUUCAAGAGGCUGAGAGGCAACGACUCGCGGAGGAGCAGCGACGGCAGGAAGCAGCCCUUCAAGAGGCUGAGAGGCAAAGACUUGCGGAGGAGCAGCGACGGCAGGAAGCAGCCUUUCAAGAGGCUGAGAGGCAAAGACUUGCGGAGGAGCAGCGACGCCAGGAAGCAGCCCUUCAAGAGGCUGAGAGGCAAAGACUUGCGGAGGAGCAGCGACGGCAGGAAGCAGCCCUUCAAGAGGCUGAGAAGCAAAGACUUGUGGAGGAGCAGCGACGGCAGGAAGCAGCCCUUCAAGAGGCUGAGAGGCAAAGACUCGCGGAGGAGCAGCGACGCCAGGAAGCAGCCCUUCAAGAGGCUGAGAGGCAAAGACUUGCGGAGGAGCAGCGACGGCAGGAAGCAGCCCUUCAAGAGGCUGAGAAGCAAAGACUUGUGGAGGAGCAGCGACGGCAGGAAGCAGCCCUUCAAGAGGCUGAGAGGCAAAGACUCGCGGAGGAGCAGCGACGGCAGGAAGCAGCCCUUCAAGAGGCUGAGAGGCAAAGACUUGCGGAGGAGCAACGACGGCAGGAAGCAGCCCUUCAAGAGGCUGAGAAGCAAAGACUUGUGGAGGAGCAGCGACGGCAGGAAGCAGCCCUUCAAGAGGCUGAGAAGCAAAGACUUGUGGAGGAGCAGCGACGGCAGGAAGCAGCCCUUCAAGAGGCUGAGAGGCAAAGACUCGCGGAGGAGCAGCGACGGCAGGAAGCAGCCCUUCAAGAGACUGAGAGGCAAAGACUUGCAGAGCUGCAGCACUGCGAAACAGCAGCAGCAGAAGAAGAAGGACAAAACUUGCGCAAAGAGGAGGCUGUCGAGUUGCCGCGGGUGGCCCUCCAUGGGUUUGAUCGCUCGAACUUUUCCAAGAAUGAGGUCGGCUUUGAGAAGCCGCUGGAACACAUGGAAGCCGUUUCGCCUCAAUGCUCCGACGUCACAGAACUUGAUGCGGCAACGGAGCCUUUGCAUUCAGACGAGAGCCAGAGCCAAACCGAGGAGCCCGCAAGAGAGCCCGAGAUUGGACCGGAGAAGCAGCCGCCACAACCACAGCAGCCGCAGCCGCAGCAGCCGUCCCUUUUGACGUCAUGCUCGUCACCCCAGGCGUUUUCCGUGAAUGCGCGGGAGCGACAGUGCGGAGAACGGUUCCUUGAACUUGGCAAGCGGCUCGGGCGUGCCAAUGAGGAUGUCCAGGACAAGCAGCCUUUGGGAGAGGCCCCAGCAGCCUGCGCAGCCCGCGCAGCCUGCGCAGCCGGCUCCGCAUCGACCUCGCUGAGGGCAGCAGAGGCAGCGCUGCGUGCUGCCGCUGCACAGCGCAUGGCAAGUGCCCAACAACUUAUUGGAGGAGCCGCAUCUGCACAGUCGCUGUUCGCGCCGGUGCCCCACCCACACCAUCGGGAGGCAUAUGCCACUGCUGCGCCGGUAUCAGUGACCAAGGGCACUGUUAUUGCUCGAUCGCUGUCUCCAGUCAGAGCCGCUUCCCCAACCAGGCUUGCGCGGGCAAUUCCACACAGGGGUGUCCUGAGCGGUCCAUGGUUCGAGAGCCAGAAGGCAUCUCAGGGCAUCUCUUUGGAAGCCGCACAGUCCACCGGCAUUGCUCCAGGUGCGCUGCGGCAUCCCUUCCAAGCUGCCGCGACAGGCGGGCCAACAGUGCAAAAGGAGUACACACAGCCAGCUCGAGGUUUGUCACCAGUGCCAGUGCGAUUUCGCAGCAUGGUGGUGCCAGCGGCAGGAAGUGCGAGCUGCCAUGGACAAGCCAAUGUGGCUGGAGACAGGAGCCAUCUGAGGCAGCCUGCCACACCUCGGACUGACACUCGUGAGGUGGCUGCUCCUGGCCUGGCGCCGUUUCCCGCAGCGGAUCACAUGAUGCCCGUGGUUGUCAGGCCGGCGUGUGCGGGGCCAACGAGGUCCCAGCAGCAGAUGUUGAACCACUUGAACCACACCGGAUCGCUCCACGCACCCGUGUCGCAGCAGGUGGAGCUCGUCAGGCAAAUGCCAGGCUCUCCAGUAUAUGCCACACGGCAGCUCCAACUGCCCCUGGCUGGUUCCUUUGUUGCCCCGGGCUACACGGGCGGCUCGGGCUAUUUGGCGCAAGCUGCAAGGCCGUGUCCGGAUCUGCCAGCGCCAGCGAGGCCUACGCAGGAAGCCUCGCAGCGAGCCAGGUCACCUAUCCAACACAUUCGCUGGCCACUGCAGGCUCCCCAAAGAGCCACAUCGCCCCUGCGGCCUGCGCGGUGGCUCCACACAGCUGAUCCGUCCUGGAGCUGCGAUCCCGACUCAGGCCACGCAGUAACCGGUGAACGUCCGGAAGAGACGCGAUAUGUUGGUGUGGCACGGCUGGCAGAUCACGUGCGCAGAUUUCCUCAGACAGUCCAGACCAUUUCUGGAGGCACUGUGCGCAACGUCACCAUGGAGCCCGUGGAUGUUCCAAAGAAGUCGUCCACGAAGACCGCGCUGUGA
Molecule: messenger RNA, 4449 nt
Organism: Symbiodinium natans
Lineage: Eukaryota; Dinophyceae; Suessiales; Symbiodiniaceae
Source: the annotation of a GenBank genome assembly